AUGCGUGAAAACGAGAGAACAAAUUGGCGGAUGCUGUUCUGUUCUGUUCUGCAGAGGACUUUGUUCGUCCAUUUUGUGGAUGUGGACAGAGGGUUAUCAGUUUCAGUUCCAUAUUACAAUUCUAGAUUUUCAACCAAUCCCAUGCUCAGACCUAUCUCUACAAUUGCUCUCAAUUUCACUUAUGCCUUUUCCAAAUCAAUAACUCCUCGUCCCAAGAGUAGCUAUGUCAUUUGUUCCCAAAAGAAUCGAGACGGUGAUGGUCAUGACGAUGGGUUUUACAUGAGGAAAAGCGUCGAGCUUGCCAGAAAGGGUUUGGGGUAUACAAGCCCCAAUCCAUUAGUUGGAUGUGUUGUUGUCAAACAUGGUCAAAUUGUUGGCCAAGGUUUUCAUCCUAAACCUGGUCAACCUCAUGCCGAGGUCUUUGCUCUGAGAGAUGCCGGUGAUUUGGCCGAGGAUGCAACGGUGUAUGUCAGUUUAGAGCCUUGUAAUCAUUUUGGGAGGACUCCGCCUUGUACUGUAGCUCUCAUUGAAGCUAGAGUUAAAAAGGUUGUUAUUGGGAUGGUGGAUCCAAAUCCUAUUGUGGCUUCCAAAGGAGUGGAUAGAUUGAGAGGUGCUGGAAUUGAAGUUGUUGUUGGUGUUGAGGAAGAACUGUGUAAGAGCCUCAAUGAGGGUUAUAUUCAUAGCAUGUUGACCGGAAAGCCUCUGCUUACUUUGAGGUAUUCUCUUUCUGUCAAUGGAAACUUGUUGGACUCACUUGGGAAAGGAGUUGCUGACUCUGGUGGAUAUUAUUCUAAGCUAUUACAAGAAUAUGAUGCAGUUAUACUGUCUUCUUCCUUAUUCGGCAAAAGUUUGUCAGUAGACUCGGUACCUUUAUCUCAAGAACCUGGAGCCAAUCAACCUAUUCAGAUUAUAAUGCAUAAAGAUUCUGGUUCUUCAAAUCAAAUGCCAUUAGUCAUCAAUGAUAGCAAAGUGAUAAUCUUUACAGAUAGUAGAACAGCAGCCACUCCUGAAGAGGCUCAACAAGGAAUUGAAAUUGUAUAUGUGGAUCAAAUAAAUCUGGAUGUGAUCUUGGAUUAUUGUAAUCGUCAAGGAUUGUGCAGUGUUCUGUUAGAUAUGAGAGGGGAUUUCAGUGAACAUGAAGAGCUUGUUAAGGAGGGUUUUAAGAAGAAGUAUAUCAAUAAAUUUGUGACAGAAAUUUUGCCAUAUUGGAAUGGAUGUAAUCAGAAUGAUCCUUUAUUGCCAUUCAAGAACUUAGAUCAAGGAGUAAAAGUGGAAAGUUUACGCCAGAUGGCAUCGGCUCAAAGUGUUAUAAUUGAGGGAUAUUUGAAUUUUAAUUAA
Vicia faba (fava bean) is the source of this 1338-nucleotide messenger RNA. NCBI's taxonomy places the organism in Eukaryota, Viridiplantae, Streptophyta, Magnoliopsida, Fabales, Fabaceae. The record is from the annotation of a GenBank genome assembly.